AUGGAUUCUAUGGUAAACGACAUAUCGAACCAACACUGUGAUUUUACACUAUAUGCUGGUGAUUGGGAACGCCACAAGUUCACUGAGGACCUAGAUGCAGAUGUACUUUUUACUGAUAUGAAAAAUUCCUUCUCUGCUAUUAAAACCCUCAAUUUACCACCUGAUAAGAGCUUUAUCGGUGCAUUGGGAAACGAAGAUAUGACUCCGAAUUACAACUUUGAUGUAUUCAAAACUAAACAUGAUCAUUUGAUAGAACGCGUUAGCAUUAUGAAUAAUUCUUUACUCUCGCCUGAAGAGGCUAAUGAGAUGGUUAAGUGCGCGUUUUUUGCUCGUCAUCUCGAGACUGUCACCUUUAUCAGCCUUCAUUCUCUUAUAUGGUCAACCACCCUGAAACCACGUCUUGCAGAUAACGUGACUGAUCCCUGCAACCAAUUUGCCUUUCUGGAAAAAGAGCUUGAACUUGCGAAGAAAAACGGCAAGAAGGUGAUAAUAAUUGCUCAUAUCCCCCCGAUUAUGGAUACUUAUGUUGUGAUCCUAAACGGUAAAUUUACAAAUUCGUCUAACGACAUGCUAUGGAAAGAGAGUUACUACAAAAAGUAUAUCAAACUCAUCUCUGCCUACAAAGACACCAUUUCAGUCCAGAUUUUUGGACACUUGCACUUGUUCUAUUUUCUCUGCUUCCCGGAAAUUGUAACCCCAACUUUUGUGCUCCCAGCCAUAACUCCACUCUCUGGAAACGUGCCUUCCUAUUUACUAGCCACCUUUUCGGAUUCAUGGGAGAUAACUGACCUCAACCAGCGCACCCUGAUUGGCAACAAAUGGCACAAUACAGUCAAUGUUAAGGGAGUUUUUGGGAGUGUCGAUGGGUUGUACAACCUAAAUAAAACUCGAGAGCGAAUCAAGGACUUUUACACAGACGACAGAGCGUGGCUAGACUAUUUACAACUUCACAACGGUGGUGAGGCCACAAAUAGGGUGUUUCGUGAAAUAAAACCGAGCUCGUUUUCUCGAGCCGUGACUGUCUGCAGUUCACUCAGCGGCAACUAUGAUACCAUCAAGGGAUGUGUGAGUGAACUGAUGGCCAAGAAACCUUUGACCUGCCAUAACACAAACUUGAAAACUUUCCUUUUAAUAUUUUUACCGAUUGCUAGUGGGAUUAUUAUUACAUGCCUCAUCAUAUUAAUCAUUUGUGUCGCCAGAAGACACUCGACUCAAAAAAUUAUUAAGGAUACUGAUAUCCCUGAUAUGAUUGUGGAAGGACAUGCUACUGGCGUACAUUCUGAAUAUCUUGAUGAAACAAACUUACAACCGAAUGCAGAUUUUAACCUAAAACGUUUUGACGAGCGAGCAUAA
Messenger RNA from Phytomonas sp. Hart1, 1353 nucleotides. The record is from the annotation of a GenBank genome assembly. NCBI's taxonomy places the organism in Eukaryota, Euglenozoa, Kinetoplastea, Trypanosomatida, Trypanosomatidae.